AUGGCGUCCAAUCUCGCAAAACGGAAGCCCUUCAGCGCCUUGGGUCCUAAUGCCUCCACAGGAGCAUCUCGGAAGCGCGCCAAAACGUACGACGCUCGAACCCUAGCCGUCCAGUCAACUGACGCCGCCCUCUCGAUAACCGGCGAACUCGAUGUCGCUGCAUACGCAGCCGCCCGCGCAUUCGAAAUUCAAGCCCUUGAAAAUGGAAUGCAGCGAUCGAGAGAUGCGCUCACAACGCGAGCUUUCCAGAAAGUGCCCCGCUCCCUACGAAGGCGAACAGCAAGUCACAAUGUGAAACGGGUUCCGCAGAGGCUGAGGGCGAGAGCGAAGCGGGAGAUGAUAGAGGACAAGACGCCCACUGUUACUGCCCGGAGACGCAAACCAACGCAAGUCAUGCGCAUCCGACUGGAGACUGCUAGGCGCCUGCAGAAUCUCAAUGCCAAGUCUAAGGCACGACGUGCGGCGAAAAGGGGCAAGACGGCUCAGGAUACGGCUACGGCGCUGAAAGAGGAGGGAAGUCAUCCGUUCAAUACUGCUCCGAGAAUACCCAAGAUCAAGAAGAAUAAGCUGUCACGGCCGCCCGCGCCAGAGGCUAAAUUUAGCAAACGUCAGCGUUGCAAGACUUGGCUGCCUACUCACAUGUUUCACGCGAAACGUGCUCAUAUGGCAACGACCAAGAAUCCUAUUUGGCGAUUUGCGAUCCCUGUGUCGCCUACGGAAAAGAGUUAUCGGCCUACGCACAGAGCGCGCGGGUCUCGAGGUGCAGUGGCUUGGGAUAUGAGUUACAUGUCUACUGUACAGCUCGAGGGGAAGGAAUCGUGUAUUGAAGCUGUUUUACGGGCGGUUGGUGUCAAUGGUGAUGAGGCAUGGGGUCCCAAGGGAAAGAAGUGGAGAGCCGGUACUCGUUCAUUGAAUGCUUGGACUUAUGAAAAAAACCAUUCGGCGCGACCACUAGCACCUGUCACAAUGAUCUGGUGUGUACAGCCACAAGAUGAGGACGUUGAAAUGGGCAGUGCCGAUCAGAGCCAGCCAGCAAAGAACCCGCAGCGGAAAUUCUGGAUUCGAGUUCAUCCAUCGGCGUUCCUGCAGCUGUGGACAGAUCUGCUCGAGUCCUCAAAGCGACAGAACCCUCCUGUCAUGGUCGAAGACCUGCGAUUUGACAUUGGCAGUAUUGAAAUUACUGGACCGGGGUCUGCAGAGGCUUUACUCGCAGCAUUGCAGCCUGUUCUGAGUUCUGACGGCCAAGUCCCAGGACCUCAGAGUCCAGAGACUACCUGGUCCUCUCUGCUUGGCGUAUCAAACCCGUCUUCGCUUCCUCAAAAUGCUCUUCUGUCCUUUGCUGUUUCCGAUCCAAGACUCCAAUUCCCACCACAAACCAUCCGAGUCCAGGAUAACGAAUCUCACAUGAAUGAUCUGGCCAUGCUACUUGCCAAGUGGUCGCCUGAUCAAACACAAGGCCCUCCUUCUAUCUUCGAGCGCUCCAGUCGCUUAGCUGCUGCUCGCCAGCUUCCCAGCCAGAAAGCUAUCAACCGCCGCCGGAGUCUCGCUGGCCCGGGCGUUCGUCCUGCCCCGCAGCCCAACGACCCGCAGAUUCCAGUUAUGAUUCUCACAAACCGACCACCUUCCCUCUCCAAGCGCAAUACUGCACCCGGUUCAUGGACUGUGCUUUUACCAUGGAAAUGUGUCGUUCCAGUUUGGUACUCCAUUAUGUACUAUCCGCUUUCAAGCGGAGGAAACCCACGUUUCGGUGGCAUAAAGGAACAACAACAGCUAGCCUUUGAGGCAGGCGAGCCAUGGUUCCCUGGUGAUUUCCCUGGAACGCGAGCUGGCUGGGAGUGGGGCCAGAAAGAAGCCCAGAAAGCCCAAAAGGAGUGGGAGCGAAGGCCUAAAGGGCGUCGGUCUGAGUUUGAUAGUCUCGCUCUGGGCGCUGGCCGUCCGAAGGGAGAAAUCGGACGUGGCUGGGCGUGUGAUUGGGAAAGACUUGUUCAAGGACCGCAAGACAUUUCUGAUGGCACUCCUUCCAAAAUAGCUAAAGAUAAAGCCGAUGCUGAUGCUGUUGCUGAUGUUGAUGCCGACACUUCUACUACCCCUCCUCUCAACAUCCACAACAUCCGAUACCCUCCUAGCAAUACCGACCGCAUCCUCAGCAAUCUCAUGAAAUCGUCUCCUGGCGCUGGUGCACUUGCCCCAGUCGGUGUCACACUUUGCAGUCGUGGUACACCCGUCCCCUGUGCCCGUAUCUAUCGCCUCCCUACCGAUCCUACUCUGCGUGAGAAAUGGCUCGAUCUCGCUUCGACCAAUAAGAAUUCCGAGCAGAAGCGCAAGGUCCGAACAUCUUCGGAAUUGUCAGAUGAGGAAGCCCGUCGUCAGCUUGCCGAAGCACUGCUCUCGUCUUCUGCACCGGAAGUCACUUCGGACUAUUUAGAGGUUCCCACUGAGGAGGACCUGAUCGGUUUUGUUAUCUCCGGAAACUACAAUCUUUCUGAGGGCAAGGGCACUGGCAUUGGGUCCAUUCUCCUUUCCAAGGUCUUGGUAUCCGAUGUUAAGCAACAUGAGAGGAAGAUGUGUAUUGUUCGUGCGGCUGGGGAGAAGAUAGGACGAUUGGGAGUGUGGGAGCUUGUCUAA
Penicillium odoratum is the source of this 2625-nucleotide messenger RNA. Its product is annotated as ribonuclease P/MRP protein subunit POP1. The transcript is spliced from 2 exons. The record is from RefSeq and is a predicted model, not a curated record. Gene Ontology annotation, biological process: tRNA 5'-leader removal. NCBI's taxonomy places the organism in Eukaryota, Fungi, Ascomycota, Eurotiomycetes, Eurotiales, Aspergillaceae. Gene Ontology annotation, cellular component: nucleolar ribonuclease P complex; ribonuclease MRP complex. Bases 1 to 2625 code for a protein of 874 amino acids.